AGCAAGUGCUCAAUGCUCAUAUAGCCAGCGGGCCUGCUGCUCGAGCGGAUGCGCUCCUGCUCUGCUCCCCGACUGAUCUCUCUUCCUGCCACACGCAUCCUCGUCGUCCCUCACUUCUACAUCCUCCCAUAGAGCAGCGAGCUUCUUUGCUAUUGCUGCCACCGCCGCACUCGUCGAGUCGGUGUAUAGACGACGCAGACCACUGCACGAAUUCGGCCCAAUUCACUUUCGGGCAAGCCUCGUUCUCGCUGCAGCUUUCGGCACUAGAACUCGCCUGGGGCCGAUUGACGUCGUCACAAAAGCAGGGACGAUUUCUCCAUCCGAACGGUUGAGCUAGACAGAACACUUCUCAAACACAAGAGCACCUCUCGCCCCUGCUCUUUCAUUGAUCUCGCCACUGGACGUUACCGCGUCAGCGUUUCGGGCUUCAGCAACUGCCAACUCCCCGGCGACAGGCGUUUCUUGGGGCACUCGGGCAUAGACUCUGCGGGAAAGCUCAGUUUGCCGCACUUUUCUCCAGCACCAAUAAUACAAUCCCCAGUCCCGACAACACACCUCGAGGGACGACUGCGAACAUGGCUGACGCAGUGGGCGGAGCCGCCAAGGUGAACGGCCACAGCAAUGGCUUUCCCAGCGCCUACGCCGCCAAAUACAACUUGGCUUCACAUUUUAUCGGCGGAAACGCACUGCCCACAGCACCGCCGAGCAAAGUCAAGGACUUUGUGGCAGCACACGACGGUCACACUGUCAUCACCAAUGUCCUGAUUGCGAACAACGGUAUUGCAGCUGUCAAGGAAAUUCGAUCUGUACGAAAAUGGGCAUACGAGACAUUCGGCGACGAGCGGGCCAUCCAGUUCACUGUGAUGGCCACGCCCGAGGAUUUGGCUGCCAAUGCCGACUACAUCAGAAUGGCGGACCAGUACGUGGAAGUGCCCGGUGGCACGAACAACAACAACUACGCCAACGUGGAGCUCAUUGUCGAUGUUGCCGAGCGUAUGAACGUACAAGCUGUGUGGGCAGGAUGGGGACACGCAUCCGAGAACCCAAAGCUCCCCGAGUCCCUCGCCGCGUCGCCGAAGAAGAUCGUAUUCAUCGGCCCUCCAGGAUCUGCCAUGCGCUCGCUCGGUGACAAAAUCUCCUCGACUAUAGUCGCACAACAUGCGGGAGUGCCUUGCAUUCCGUGGUCCGGUACGGGUGUUUCGGACGUCGAGGUGGAUGAUAACAACAUUGUCACCGUGAAAGAUGAUACCUACAUGAAGGGCUGCGUCACAUCAUGGCAAGAAGGUCUGGAGGCCGCGCGCAAGAUCGGCUUCCCCGUCAUGGUGAAGGCCUCGGAAGGAGGUGGUGGUAAGGGUAUCCGAAAGGUCGACGACGAGACCAACUUCGAAUCGCUAUACAAGGCCGCUGCCAGCGAGAUUCCCGGCUCACCCAUCUUCGUCAUGAAGUUGGCUGGCAACGCCAGACAUUUGGAGGUGCAACUGAUGGCUGAUCAGUAUGGCAACAACAUUUCAAUCUUCGGACGUGAUUGUUCCGUUCAGCGACGACACCAGAAGAUUAUCGAAGAGGCUCCUGUCACCAUUGCCAGCCAGAAGACCUUCCAGAAGAUGGCAGAUGCAGCUGUGUCGCUCGGUCGUCUCGUGGGAUACGUGUCUGCGGGUACAGUGGAAUACCUGUACUCGCAUGCGGACGACAAGUUCUACUUCCUGGAGCUGAACCCACGUCUCCAAGUCGAGCAUCCUACCACCGAGAUGGUUUCUGGAGUCAACAUUCCCGCCGCACAGCUCAUGAUCGCCAUGGGUAUCCCUCUUCACCGCAUCCGUGACAUUCGCUUGCUCUACGGUGCGGAUCCUCACACGCAGACACAGAUUGACUUCAACUUUGAGAAGGCCGACAGCGAGGGCAAGCAGAGACGACCACAGCCAAAGGGCCACUGCACAGCUUGCCGUAUCACAUCCGAAGAUCCUGGCGAGGGCUUCAAGCCAUCUUCCGGUACCAUGCACGAACUGAACUUCCGAUCCAGUUCAAACGUCUGGGGAUACUUCUCCGUCGGUGCCGCAUCCGCAAUUCACAACUUCUCCGAUUCGCAGUUCGGUCACAUCUUCGCUUAUGGCGAGAGCCGACAAGCGUCGCGAAAGCACAUGGUCGUGGCGUUGAAAGAGCUGAGUAUUCGUGGUGACUUCAGGACAACAGUCGAGUACCUCGUGAAGCUGCUGGAGACUCCAGCUUUCGAGGAGAACACCAUCACUACAGGGUGGCUCGACGAGCUCAUCAGCAAGAAGUUGACUGCCGAGCGACCUGAUCCUAUGGUUGCAGUCAUCUGUGGCUCUGUGACCAAGGCUCACAUUGCGAGUGAAGCUUGCCUCGACGAGUACAAGAAGGGUUUGGACAAGGGUCAGACGCCAAGCAAGGAGAUCUUGCGAACUGUUUUCCCCAUCGAAUUCAUCUACGAGGGAUCGAAGUACAAGUUCACCGCAACACGCUCGAGCAAGGACACCUACACUCUCUUUAUCAACGGCAGCAAGGUCUCUGUCGGCAUCCGAGCGCUGUCCGAUGGCGGUCUCCUCGUACUGCUGGGCGGUCGCUCGCACAACGUCUACUGGAAGGAGGAGGUCGGCGCUGUUCGCAUGUCUGUGGACGGCAAGACCUGCCUCCUCGAACAGGAGAAUGACCCGACACAGCUUAGAACGCCAUCCCCGGGAAAGCUCGUCAAGUACACAAUCGAGAAUGGAGAGCACAUCAAGAAGGGCCAAGCCUUUGCCGAAGUUGAGGUUAUGAAGAUGUACAUGCCACUCAUUGCACAGGAGGACGGUAUUGUCAAUCUCAUCAAGCAGCCGGGCGCCACCUUGGCAGCCGGUGAUAUCCUUGGUGUUCUCCAGCUUGACGACCCAACCAAGGUCAAGAGCGCGCAACCAUUCUUGGGUCAACUUCCAGAUGUCGGACCCCCAGUUGUGCUCGGGAACAAGCCACCGCAGCGAUACGUGUACUUGCGCCAGAUUGUCGAGUCCAUCCUGCAGGGCUUCGAUAACUCCGUGGUCAUGAAGUCGACGCUCAACGAGCUUAUCUCUGUUCUUCGCAACCCAGAGCUUCCAUAUGGCGAAUGGACUGCGCAGGCUUCUGCCCUGCACUCCCGCAUGCCACAAAAGCUGGACGCUGCUUUCGAGGACCUUGUCAAGCGUGCUCAUGCGCGUCAAUCGGAGUUCCCUGCGAAGCAGCUUAGCAAGACUCUCGAACGCUUCCUGGCUGAAAUGUCUGCUGGUGAUGCGGAGCUCCUCCGCGGCCAGGUUUCACCUUUGACGGACAUUCUCAAGAACUACACAGACGGUCUGAAGGUGCACGAGUUCCAGGUCAUCAGCGAGCUUCUCCAGCAGUACUACGAUAUCGAGAGCAUUUUCUCAGCUCGACAAAACCGCGAUGAGGAAGUCAUCCUUCAGCUCCGUGAUGCAAACAAGGACAAGACGGCCGACGUUGUCCUUACCGUGCUGUCACACACUCGAUACAACGCCAAGAACUCGCUGCUUAUUGAGCUUCUCCAGAGGUAUCGACCAAAUCAGCCAGGCGUCGGCAAUGUUGCCAAGUAUCUGCGUCCAGCGCUGCAGAAGCUUGCUGAGCUUGAGGGACGAGCCACUGCUAAGGUCGCACUAAAGGCUCGUGAGCUCUUGAUCCAGUGUGCCAUGCCAUCUCUCGAAGAGCGCACACAGCAGAUGGAGCACAUUCUACGUUCUGCCGUGCUCGAAUCUCGUUACGGCGAGAGCGGAUGGGACCACCGGGAGCCAAACUUCGAGGUCAUCAAGGAGGUUGUCGAUUCGAAGUACACUGUCUUUGAUGUGCUUCCGCAAUUCUUCGGCCACCAGGAUCCUUGGGUGUCGUUGGCAGCACUCGAAGUCUACACGCGACGUGCGUACCGUGCAUACCAGCUCAAGACGAUCGAUUACCUGUCUGAGGGCGAUGCGCCAUUUGUCCUGGCUUGGGACUUUGCUCUGAGGAAGGUCGGAGAGGCUGAGUUUGGUCUCCCAGUAGAGUCUUCGCACCCAUCCACUCCAGGCACACCCGCGGAAGGUUUCGGUCGCGUGCACUCCAUCAGUGACAUGAGCUACAUUGGCCGCCAAGCUGGUGGUGGCGGUGAGCCAAACCGUCGCGGUGCUGUCGUCCCGGUGUCGUUCAUUGACGAAGCCGACGAGGCACUGAUGAAGGCGCUCGAGGCAUUCCCAUUAGCAAAGGGAGCAAAGAGCAAGGCUGACCAGGGUGGGCUUAUGGCCGAUCUCUCCAAGAGACGAGCACCACAAGUCCCACCACCGGAGAAUCCCAACGAGGAGCUUACCGCAGUAUGCAACGUGGCCGUCCGUGAUGCGGAGAGUGUUGAUGACAAGGACAUCAUGUCUCGCCUCCUGCCUAUCGUCAAGGAGUACAAGGAGGAGCUUCUUGCUCGUCGUGUGCGCCGCCUGACAUUUAUCUGUGGUCACAAGGAUGGCACCUAUCCCGGCUACUACACUUUCCGUGGACCUACCUACGAGGAAGACAGCUCUAUUCGUCACAUCGAGCCUGCUCUUGCCUUCCAGCUUGAGUUAGGACGUCUUGCGAAGUUCAACAUCAAGCCGGUGUUCACUGAGAACCGCAACAUCCACAUGUACGAGGCCAUCGGCAAGGGCGUUGAGACUGACAAGCGGUACUUUACUAGAGCCACUGUCAGGCCUGGCCAAUUGCGUGAUGAGAUGCCAACUGCUGAGUACAUGAUCUCUGAAGCCGACCGCUUGAUGACCGAUAUUCUGGACGCUAUGGAGAUCGUGGGCAACAAUGGCUCAGACAUGAACCACAUCUUCAUCAACUUCUCUGCUGUCUUCCCGCUCGAUCCCAAGGAGGUCGAAGACGCACUUGGAAGCUUCCUUGAUCGCUUCGGCAGCCGUGCCUGGAGACUUCGUGUCACCGGUGCUGAGAUUCGCCUGGUCUGCACCAACCCACAGACCGGCGCACCAUACCCGAUGCGCGUCAACAUCACCAACACAUCUGGUUACAUUGUCCAAGUGGAACUCUACGAAGAGCGCAAGUCCGAGAAGACGAACGAGUGGCUCUUCCACUCCAUCGGCGGUACCACCAAGAUCGGUUCCAUGCACUUGCGUCCCGUCAGCACUCCUUACGAGACCAAGGGUGCUCUGCAGCCGAAGCGAUAUAAGGCUCACAUCAUGGGCACUCAGUACGUGUACGACUUCCCAGAGCUCUUCCGUCAAGCCAUCGAGAACUCCUGGAACGCCAUCUCCGCGCAGCACCCAUCUAUGCGUGACAAGCAGCCAGUGAAGGGCGAGUGCAUUGAGUAUAGUGAGCUCGUUAUGGACGACUCCGAUAAUCUUGCAGAGGUCAAUCGUGAGCCGGGCGCCAACAAUAUUGGAAUGGUUGGCUGGCUCAUCACUGCGAAGACUCCUGAGUACCCACGCGGGCGUCGCUUCAUCAUCAUUGCCAACGACAUUACGCACAAGAUCGGUUCUUUCGGUCCUCAAGAGGAUCGAUUCUUCCACAAGUGCUCCGAGCUGGCUCGCAAGCUCGGCAUUCCACGUCUGUACUUGUCUGCCAACUCUGGUGCUCGCAUUGGUAUGGCUGAAGAGCUCAUCCCACACUUCUCUGUUGCCUGGAAGGAUCCAAGCAAGCAAGAGGCCGGUUUCGACUACCUCUACUUGACUCCAGAGAAGAAGGCUCGCUUUGAGGACGGUGCUCUGAAGCACGUCAUCACCGAGCAGAUUACUGUUGGCAACGAGGUCCGACACAAGAUUACCACUAUCGUUGGUGCUGAGGAUGGCCUUGGUGUCGAGUGUCUGAAGGGCUCUGGUCUCAUUGCUGGUGAGACCGCGCGUGCAUACGAGGAUAUCUUCACCUGCACACUCGUCACCUGUCGAUCGGUUGGUAUUGGUGCCUACCUCGUCCGUCUCGGACAGCGUGCCAUUCAGAUCGAGGGCCAGCCGAUCAUCCUUACUGGUGCUCCUGCCAUUAACAAGCUCUUGGGUCGCGAAGUCUACACUUCUAACUUGCAGCUUGGUGGCACUCAGAUCAUGUACAAGAACGGUGUCUCGCACAUGACCGCCAGCGAUGACUUCGAAGGUGUCUCGAAGAUGGUCAAGUGGCUGUCCUUCGUGCCUGAGAAGAAGGGUGCUCCAGUGCCAAUCUCACCAUCGGCAGAUACCUGGGAUCGUGAGAUCACCUUCUACCCACCACAAAAGGCGCCAUACGACGUGCGCCACCUCAUCGCAGGACAAGACUCUGAUGAGGGCUUCAAGUCUGGUCUGUUCGACAAGGGCUCUUUCGAGGAGGCUCUUGGUGGCUGGGCUCGUACUGUCGUGGUCGGUCGCGCUCGUCUUGGUGGUAUUCCAAUUGGUGUCAUCGGUGUUGAGACUCGCUCAGUUGAGAACGUUUCUCCUGCCGAUCCAGCCAACCCAGACUCUAUUGAACAGAUCACCAACGAAGCUGGUGGUGUCUGGUACCCCAACAGUGCUUUCAAGACUGCUCAGGCCAUCCAGGACUUCAACAAUGGUGAGCAGCUGCCAUUGAUGAUCCUCGCCAACUGGCGUGGUUUCUCUGGUGGUCAGCGCGACAUGUACAACGAGGUCCUCAAGUACGGCUCGUACAUCGUUGACGCCCUGGUCAAGUACGAGCAGCCAGUCUUUGUCUACAUUCCACCAUUCGGCGAGCUUCGUGGUGGUUCGUGGGUCGUCGUCGACCCAACCAUCAACCCACAGAUGAUGGAAAUGUACGCUGAUGAAGAGGCUCGUGGUGGUGUGCUUGAGCCAGAAGGUAUCGUCGGCAUCAAGUACCGCAAGGAGCGUCAACUCGAGACCAUGGCUCGCCUGGACCCAGAGUACGCUCAGCUUAAGAGCCAGAUUGCGGACAAGAGCCUGUCUGCUGAACAGCAGAACGAGAUCCGCAAGAAGAUGACCGAGCGCGAGGAGAGACUCCUCCCAGUCUAUCUGCAGAUUUCUCUGCAAUAUGCCGACUUGCACGACCGUGCAGGCCGCAUGAAGGCCAAGGAUACUAUCCGCAUGCCACUCGUGUGGUCCGAGGCUCGCCGCUUCUUCUACUGGCGUCUGCGCCGCCGUUUGAACGAGGAGCACAUCCUCAAGCGCCUUGCGAGCGCGCAAGCUAAGGAGCUGUUCAACCGCGCCAACAGCCUCAAGACUCUCGAGUCUUGGUCCGGCGUGUCCAACUACAGCACCGACGACCAGGCUGUCGCAGUGUGGUUCGAGGAGAACCGCAAGACGGUCGCCGACAAGAUCGAGGCGCUGAAGGGCGAUGCCAUUGCUUACGACGUUGCAUCUCUGUUGCGAAGCCACAAGAAUGGCGGAUUGAAGGGUGUGGCGCAAGUGCUUGGCAUGCUGCCUGUUGAGGAGAAGGAGGAGGUCCUCAAAUGGCUUUCCAAGUCAUAGAGAGAAUAGGGAUGGAAACGAAUGAUGAUGAUCAGGACUCACGUGUUGGCACUUAGAUACCCUUCGCGUUUGAUGAUUGAGAGGCGUUUUUGUUGAGCAUGGUGGAUCUUAGCGAAGUUCGUUUGCGAUGGCUGUGAUAUAGAGAUAUUACAUUGUACAAGUUCGUUUCUUACCUUAAUGCUUGUGC
Molecule: messenger RNA, 7590 nt
Organism: Cercospora beticola
Lineage: Eukaryota; Fungi; Ascomycota; Dothideomycetes; Mycosphaerellales; Mycosphaerellaceae
Gene: ACC1
Product: acetyl-CoA carboxylase ACC1
Biological process (GO): fatty acid biosynthetic process
Cellular component (GO): mitochondrion
Molecular function (GO): acetyl-CoA carboxylase activity; ATP binding; metal ion binding
Source: RefSeq, a predicted model, not a curated record